AUGGGCCUUUGUAUGUCCUGUUGUCGUAGGCGGCCUUCGCCUGAACGCGAUCCGCUGCUACCGAAGCAUACCCCGAGAGAACCGCCGCAUGCACGAGGACCUCUUCCGAUGACGCAGCUCGCGCGAGCUGCGGACGUACUUGCCGCCGUCAAAGCCGGAAAGCUUCCUAGCGAGGAGCAGCUCGCUCAUGCCCUACAACUCCUCCUGCGCUCUACUGUGUUAAAUCCAGAUUCCGAGGUUACAGACUACGGCGCGCUCAGCGACAUCGGUCGGGAGGCUAUCACGGACGUGAGGCGGGCCGUCGAAGCGAUCAUACAAUUCGGUUUGGAAAAGAAUGUCGACGACAAAAUACAAGAUUUUCUCUACCAGUGUCGUAUCAUGGAUUCCGUUCCAGUUCGCGCCGACAUCGCUGUCGACGCGGAUAGGAUGUCGGAAGAAGUGGAGCAAGUAGCAGUCCAGGAGCUACCGUCUGCAGACGAAGCCAGACAUGACGCAGAAGAUAUACUCAAUUCGCUGCGAUAUUUACUUCGUGUUACCGUCACCUCCAGGGCAUUCCGCGCACUUCUCUCAGAUGUCUGGCUUACAGCGAAGGAUAUGCUUGCAGACGUAGCGCGGGACGUCAGUCAGAUUGCGUCCCAAGUUCAAAGCACGGCCGACGAAGUAGAACACUCGAUACGACCAACCGACUCGCUUGGCCGCACGAGGGGGAAGGCACGAGAUGCUGGCGACGAAGAUAUCCAAGUCGCUAACCAAGACACCCUCACGGGAAAUCUUGACCGCGUGCAAGAGACCGUCUUAGCUCGCGCGCGAGAGAUUAUACGUCGUGCGCACAAUGACCCAAGUCUCCAUCGCGCUCUACAAACAAUCCUAGUUCUACUGCGCAAGUACGCUUCUAAGGCUGGUAGAACGUCGGACGCUCUGUCUGACACGGAGCUGCCAACCGUGACUCCGGUCGUGUGGGCCGAUCCGCCUCUGGCUGGUGCUCUCGAUGAUCUCAAAGUACUCCUUGAGCGAACAGCAUCUGGGCACUCUCUGGAUCUUGUCCUCCACUGCCUCUCCCUGGUUGCGACUGACGUCGCCCAUCUUCCUGCUGAUGUCAUCCACGACGAUGGAGGCCGACGCGAACUUGGGCAGUACUUCGGGCGUCUUUCGGCGUGGCUGGACAACGCCCUCAGCGACUCUCAGUACGCGUUCUCUUCAGAGGGCCAGCAAGACGCAAGUAGACUCUACGCAUCUGGUAGAGAGCUCAUCCAACGAGCCUCGGAAAGCCAUGCAGAAUGGCUCGAUCAUACCAGGAGUCUCAUGGAGACGCUUGACGCCUUUGUGUCCGCCAUACAAUCAGAUCGUACUACCCAACGGCUCAUGCAAUCGUUCGACGCCCUUUCUGCCGACUUCUCUCGCCUCAUCUCCGUGACUGCGAUAGAAGGUCCAGCACAAGUCCGAGAAACACGGCGGACAUGGCGGCAGCAGCUACAGCGCGAUGUCUUGGUUUGGCUGGUGCCUCGCGUCCUGCGUGUCGUCAAGGCCAUACCGAUGCCUAGGGUAGAGUAUACCAGCCCGUCGCUGGACGCUGCAGUGGACGCUCUCCUCGUUAGUGCAUCCGGGGCGGGCACUUCCGCGUCGGCAUCUCUCGUCCCGGAUCACAUACGUGUCGCGAACUACAGCGAGAUCCAGGUUCGAGUUGACGACGAAGGCCUGUCCGGGGCUCGCUCUCGAGUACCUGCAAGCGGAGGAGCAUCAGCGUACACGCGUACUAGGAUACACGCCGACGGCAUACGCGUCGCGGCGCGAGACAUCAGCUACUACGCCCACUACAAGGGCUGGCGCGAUCUCAUUGGGUAUGAAGACCAGGGACUCUUCAGUAUCGAUGUCGGCGAGCGGCAGGCUCGAGGGCAAGGGCUCAGCUUCGAUGUCGAGCUCGAGUUCGACGGUGUAUUCGAAGAUGGACGUGUGGCUUCUCAUACCACUGUCCCAGAAACCGACACGACGUCCGAGUCCAAGGACAGCUUGUUCCGUGUCACAGAUGUCAAGGUCGACGUUCCCGGCCUCCAUUUCUCUAUCGACAGGAGCAAACACUGGAUUCUCAACAAAAUGCUGCUGCAGCCGCUUGCUGGACCGGUCGUACGAACGGCGGCGAGCUACGUGCUCUCACAGCAGAUCAGGACCGCGCUCGAAACCCUUGGGCGGCUUGGCGCGCGUGUCAAGCGUAAGGCAGACGAACUGAGCGAUGCGCAAAGGUCUGGUGCUCGGGACACGUCGGCUCCGUCCCUCGAGAGCUACUGGCAGGCUAUACUGCAGGAAGUCGGCGGACCCAUGUCGAACGAAGACAGAUCAAGUGGCGAAGAAGGGGGGAGCGAGCAUGUGGAGACGCACACUACGGCGACGCUGAAGGGCGUAGUUCACACUACGGUCACCCAUCCCCCACCGGGAGCGUCACGGUCGCAAAUGCCGGAUGAAACCGUCCUCGCUGUCGGCGUCGCACCUCAGAUCCUACUGGGCAAAGGCGGGCCCGUUGAGGGCCCAAGCAAGGAUGAGUACGGAACGAGAGACAUGGCAAGAGAGGCACUCAGCGAGGUGCAGGGGCGUGCCGAGCAUGUCGAGGGCAACCUACAGGAGGCCGUCGAAGCCACCGUUCAGGUACGGGAGCAAGUGAAUGAAGCUGCAUAUAGCGCACAGAUCACGGAGAGAGUGGAGAAAGGGACUAUGGGCUGGAGAAGUCACGUAUUUGAUGUGUAG
This is a messenger RNA of Rhodofomes roseus, 2736 nucleotides long. RefSeq lists its product as uncharacterized. NCBI's taxonomy places the organism in Eukaryota, Fungi, Basidiomycota, Agaricomycetes, Polyporales, Fomitopsidaceae. The coding region runs from base 1 to 2736 and encodes 911 amino acids. The transcript has 4 exons. The record is from RefSeq and is a predicted model, not a curated record.